Messenger RNA from Linnemannia hyalina, 1317 nucleotides. The record is from the annotation of a GenBank genome assembly. Lineage: Eukaryota; Fungi; Mortierellomycota; Mortierellomycetes; Mortierellales; Mortierellaceae.
AUGAGCGACGCGAACAGCAAAGUGGCACGGCUACAAUUCCUCUGGAAGGCAUCCCACCUCCUCCUCACCCAAUGUCCCGGCGCAUCAUCCCACUACAUGUCCCAGUUCCUCUCCCUCGCCAACGACCAAGACCUCCGCCUUCACGAAGAUAUCCAGACAAGGUCCUGUGCCGCCUGUGGGACCAUCUUUAUCCCUGGCGUCAAUUCUAAAAUCAGAGUCGUCCCUGUGGCCGAGACGCGCGUUAAGCGAGAGAAACGGAAAAGAGUCGAGCGCAAGAAGGCUAAACAGGACAAGAAGAAGCACCAGCAGAAGGCGCAGGAAGCAGCGGGAGGAUCUGAUCAGGCGGCGGUUUCUUCUGAGGGCAACUCUACAACAACAACAACAACAACAACAACGAGUCAACCAGUAGGAUCAGGGUUAGACACUACCAAGACUACAACGACAACAACAACCAAAUCGUCACAACAGGCACCACCACCACGUCCCAAGAAAAUCAUCCACAUUACACCCCACACAGAACUCGCUCAACAGCAGCAGCAACAACAAACCCAGCAACGCAUCAACAUCCGCAACGGCUCCACUGCUACCGCUAACACCUCAAAACCCGACAAACACGCCAACCAGAUCCUGAACCACGUCAUCUACUCCUGUCAACGCUGCGAUCGCAUCACAGAACUACCUGGAACCAAGGAAGGCGUUCUCCAUACCCGUGUCAAGGUCACUAAACCAGUCUCGCAUCGACGGAAACUUAAGGAUCUCCAGAAGCAACAACAACAACAGCAACAGCAACUACAAGAACCUGUCGCCGUUAGAGCCACCCCUACUUCAGCGGCAAGUACGAACCCUUCAACACCAACAUCAACAACAUCAGGACUUCAACCACUCAAUACAAUCACAUCCGCAAGGUCUUCACCCAAACUACCAUUUACGCCGACCAACAACAACACAAACGCAAAACGACCAGCUUUCUCUCAUUCUUCACCAUCUCCAGCAGCGGGGGCAGGACACCAGGACCUCAAACGGACAAAGUACUCUGUCUCUUUACCGGCCUCGCCCACCGCAGGACUCUCGAGAGCAACAUCCGCAGCACCCUCUGCGGCAACAUCUCCAGCAGCCUCACCUCGCCCCUUUGGAUCGGACGACAUGAAACCUGGUCUCGGUGGCGGUGGUGGCAACAACAAGAAGAAAAAGAAGGGUGGUCUUAUCAGCAUGCUCGCCAACCAAAAACCCAAGGACUCCGACGCAGGUGCUGGCGGAUCUGCCGGUGGCAGUGGUGGUGGUGACAGUGUCCUCGCCAACUUUUUGAUGGGUCUCUGA